AUGGAGCUUAUCGGCGUUUCUGUGCGUACUCUGCUCACUUGGAUGAUAAUUCUUGCAUCACGUUGUUUAGUAGAAGAGCCAUAUAUACUCCCUUUAUUGAUAAAUCAGGACUUCUCACACCGACCAUGCUGAAGGCGUCACUUGUUCUCGCUGCGAUAUGCCUUUCGACUUCGGCGUUGCCGACGUCUUCUGAUACCAGAUCUCAGUUGGUCGGAGGAAGUGAAUUCCAAGAGUUCAUUUUUGAGUUUUCAGGAUACUUACGGCCGCGCAGUUGAUUUCUCCUCGCAAGUCCCAGUUUCCCAACUGCAAUGCCUGAAGCAGAAUGGAUACAGCGUUGUAUUCCUUCGGUUUUUUUUUCAAUUUCAUUUUUUUUUGUUUUGAACAUUCACUGUCAGUAUUUCUAAACUUCAUGAGGAUUACUUUUUUAGAAUUGAAAAAGCGGUUUUUUUCUGGAUUUUACAUAACCUUUCUUGUACCAGUUACCCUUACUUAAAUACCUGGGUCAUUCUACUUUUUUGAAAGCUUCAAACUUCGAAAUAAGGUUCAGUAUUCAAAAUUUUAUGAAAAGGCAUAAGCAAUACUCAAAUAGAAUACGGAACUUGAGCUCACUAUGAUUUUUCAACUUCGAACUUAUUCCAGAGGUUUCGCGGCGGACGGCGAUGGUCACUACGACAUCAACGUCAUUGGAACUGCCCAUAACGCUGUCAGAAGUCAGCGCAAAACUUUCUUUCACAGAUCCUGCCUAUUUUAGUUCCUCUCGGUGUGGAAUUCUACAUGGAGCCUCAGCCAUCCUCGCUAACCAAGAACGCAACUCAGCAGUUCAACGAAAUGAUUGAAGCCCUCUUCCACUAUGGAAUCCACUUCCGAAGCUUCUGGCUCCAGGCUUGUUAGCUCCGAUUUCGCCAGUUGAUGUUAUUUAGGUCUCGACAAAAACACAGUCUACUUGGAAUGCCAGUCCUCAGUACAACAUCAACUUCAUCGAUGCUAUCUUAUCCAUUGCUCAGGUGAGUUGAAACCAGACGGAUACCUGUGAAUUGGAGCUUCAGCGAGACGGUUUCACCGUCGGAAUCUACACAAACCAGGACGAGUGGAAGCAGAUCACUAACAACUGGAUUCCAAACUACCCCAACCUUCCUUUGUGGUACUCGAGCGUGAAGGGCAACGGCGCUCAAGGAGAGACGUCGCCGGAUUACAACGAUUUCGUGCCUUUCGGACCUUUCACAGCUCCCACCGCCAAGCAGUUUGGUGUGGGCGAAUCCGACUGCCAGAUCGCCAACAACAGGUGAAAUGUUUGAAAUUCGAUUCCUUCAAAAACAAAUUCCAGAGAUAUCUACACUAACAAUGCCGCUACGCCUCUGGGCCUCGUUCAAAUUGGAGAGUCGAAAAAUGGAGUUUUCCAAGGAAACUGA
This is a messenger RNA of Caenorhabditis auriculariae, 1409 nucleotides long. NCBI's taxonomy places the organism in Eukaryota, Metazoa, Nematoda, Chromadorea, Rhabditida, Rhabditidae. The record is from the annotation of a GenBank genome assembly.